This is a messenger RNA of Acanthopagrus latus (yellowfin seabream), 2894 nucleotides long. RefSeq names its product CLN6 transmembrane ER protein a (gene cln6a). The transcript has 7 exons. Bases 139 to 1056 code for a protein of 305 amino acids. Lineage: Eukaryota; Metazoa; Chordata; Actinopteri; Spariformes; Sparidae. The record is from RefSeq and is a predicted model, not a curated record.
CAAGGCGGUAACCAGGAAGUGAAGUUCAGUUUUGACAGAGAGAUGUUUACAGGAGUUUACUGCUGUUAACUUCCAUCGUUUGGACCACAGGACGGUCAGUAAGGACCGUCUGCUUGACCAACGACACACAACACGGACAUGAAAAUGCAGACUGCACGAAAACGUCGUGGAAACGAUUCACAGCAGCCAACACAAAAUAGCACUCCCAGUGGUCUGAAGGAAAAUGUGGUGCAGCAGAAAAGGCAGCACUUCCACUUUGACCUAUGGUUCUGUCUGACUCUGCAGAACUGGAUACUGGAUUUUGGGAGGCCUAUUAUCAUGAUCAUCCUUCCUCUGGAGUGGUUUCCCCUGAACAAGCCCAGUGCUGGAGACUAUUUCCACAUGGCAUAUAAUGUGAUUACACCAUUUCUGAUGCUCAAGCUGAUUGAGCGCAGUCCAAGGGCGCUGCCUCGCUCAGCCAUCUACCUCUGCAUCAUCACUUUUGUCAUGGGAGCCAGCAUUCACCUGGUGGGAGACUCCAUCAACCACCGGCUCAUCCUGAGUGGCUACCAGCUCCACCUGUCAGUCAGAGAGAACCCCAUAAUCAAAGACCUUAAGCCUGCCUCACUGAUUGACUCCUUUGAGCUGCUUUAUUAUUAUGAUGAACAGCUGGGACACUUAAUGUGGUAUAUUCCUUUCUUCAUCAUUCUAUUCAUCUACUUCAUCGGCUGCUUCACAAAGGCCAAAGAACAGAAGACUAUUCCCGUCUCUGGCUGGCUGUUGCUGGGACCCAGCGCCUUCUACUAUUGGUACUUGGUCACUGAGGGACAAAUCACUGAACUUUUCCUCCUCACCUUCCUCGCCAUUGUGGCCACCGUGAUACAUCAACAUCGUAAAGGCGUCAGCCCAGACAGCAACGGCCUUUUCCUGCUGUACAGUUUCAGUGUAACUGUGCUCCUGGUGGCAGUGUGGGUGGGCUACCUGUGGAACGAUCCGGUGCUACGCAACAAGUACCCUGGACUCAUUUAUGUGCCAGAACCGUGGUCUUACUACACUUUGCACAUCAAGAAGCACUGAAUUACAUUGGUCCAGGUCUGGCCUCACUGCCUCCUCUGUCUGUUUCUGUAUUGAUACACACAGACUUUAACUGGUCAGGGUUGUGAAGUUUGGUGAAAAAGUCACCCUAUUUGAUACUGAGAAUCACUGUUUUAAUGUAAGGUAGAAGUUAACCCACAAAACAUUUCUGGAGCAUCACAGCAUUCAUCUAAACACCCGAAGUAUAUGGAGACUUGUUUUAAAAUCUCUAGAAGCCCCAAGUUCCAGAAACAGAUGUUAAAGACAUUAUCUUGUCCCUUUUUAAAGCCAAAAUCUUCACUGUAGCUGCUUAGCUAAAAGCAUUAGCACACAUUUCAUCUACAGAGGGUGCACAAGCUCGGCUGUGAACUGAGGAUGUAAACAAUCAAUUUGGGUUCUCAGGGCUUCCGGAGACUUGGACAAAAGACUUGCUUUAAAGAGCCAAUUUAUGUUCUUUUGGGGUUUUGUUUUACAUUUUUAAAAGUCUCCAGCUACCUCACAUGUUCAGGAGAAAGCGCUGUGUUGCAGUGAAGCUCCAGAAAUGUUCUGUGGACUUCAGAACUUCACCUGACAUCCCAUCAGCAUGGGCGCGAGUAGAUAAUUACCGAAUAUUCAUUUUUGCGGAAACUUAUCCUUUAAUGUUAAGGAUUUGAAAAGUUUCAUCGUACUUUACUUUUACCAUCCCUCAUGUCAGUACAGGCAUAUGUUAGCAACUGAUUAAAUAGUCUUAACUCAGACAAUCUGGGGCCUUCAGGGCUCCUGCAUGUUUAAGACCCUGGGUUGUUCUUGCUCCUUUGAUCGCUUCGUAAGCGUCAACAGAAGCAAUGUCAACUGUUCUCACUGUGUUAAAAUGAGUAUAGCAGACUGAUCACUUGGCGGUUAAGAGGCAGCAUGAUGCACUGAAAAAGGAGAAAAACAUUUCUUACCUUGCUUUAUCAUCGCCAAAGAAUACAAUCGAUCCAUGACUGAAUGCUGUGAUGUUUAUCUUUAAUGACCCAGAAGAAAUUUGUUCUUAAUAAGUUGACUGCCAGUUCCAGCUGGUCCUGUUUGGCAUCUGAGAAAGUAAAGCAGAAAAGGAUGACACUCCUCAUUGAUUUUCCAUACACACUCUUAUCUUAAAGUUGUUUUGCACUUAUCAAGCUUGAUUCACAAACUUUAAUGUCAAGAUAAAGAUGUUGGGUACUAAUACAGAUAAAACAUUUUUUUAUAAUAACAAAAUAAAAGUUAUAAAAUAAGGAUAAAACAGCAAUAUGAAGCCAAAAGAUUAUAAAACAAGAGAGAAGGUGAAAUCAGUAUGGUGAACUCUGAUGGAGACAUGAGUGAGAAGUAUUAUCUGAACAACAGGGUCAAAUAUGUUUUAAAUUUGGAUUUGUUAGGUAAAAUGAACUUCACUCUUCUUAAUGAAUAUUAAUGACAAUAAAAAAGAAAAAACUUUCUCUCAGGUAUUUAAGGUUUCGUGCUUUGACAGAAUUAUAUCAGUAUUGUUUAGUAUGAAAAGUGAACUGUUUUAUUUCCAUAUGUGGUCUUUGUAACCCAGCUCUAUUGCCAAUGCACACUCGUUACAGUAUUGCAUUAUUUGUGUAAGUAAUGUACAGUAAUACAAAGUACAGAGGGAAAUUGAGCCUAUUGUCCUGAUUGUUGUGACAUCACAGAAAGGUGAGCAGAUGACUUAUAAAUUAAAACCCUUUUGUUUUUGCUUUUGUAAAAGCAACAUUUAUAGUUAUUGCACUUAGAGUAAAGCUGGAUGUUUUAUGUUUCUACUGUAUUGUCUCAUGUUAAGAUGUUCCUGGUUCCUCACUGGUUAGAUUUUAGGUUUAUUUUAAAUAAAAUGGUGAAACAUA